Molecule: messenger RNA, 1581 nt
Organism: Trichomonas vaginalis G3
Lineage: Eukaryota; Parabasalia; Trichomonadida; Trichomonadidae
Product: spectrin binding
Exons: 1
Coding region: 1-1581 (526 amino acids)
Molecular function (GO): protein binding
Source: RefSeq, a predicted model, not a curated record
AUGUCUGAGAUUCAAGGUAAAUAUUAUGAGCUCAUGGAGUUAUUCAAAGAUUAUGACGAUGCAUUCAAAUCAUUAUACAAGUUAAAGACAAACAAGGAAUAUGAAAUUAACGAAAUUUACCUAAAAAUUAAAGCAAUUUUAAUCGAAUCCAAUCUUUUUUCACCAAAACAGAUAUUAGAGAAAAUUUGUUUGAUGAUUAGAUACAAUAAUCGUUAUUGUUCUUCUUAUAUAAUGAUAAUGAAAAAGAUAUUUGCUGAUUAUCAACAAUUAAAGCUUCAUAAUGAUUCCCCAGUAUAUAAUCUGCUUGAUAAGGAAAAUUUAACCCCGCAUUUCAAUGAAAACUAUCAAAUUCUGUUUUUACAAGAUUCAAUUUUCAAACAGAUAAUUGAUGAUAAUAUAAAUUCAUUUAUUCAGUUCACAGAAAAGGAUGGCUUUGAUCAUUCUCUAUUUUCAGAAACAGCACUAUUUCCAGAUGAAUUAACACAUUAUUCACUGCUUGAAUUAUGUUGUUAUUAUGGAUCUGUUAAUUGUUUUAAAAUUUUGAGAUCGAAAUUCAAUACAGAAAUUACUCCAAAAUGUCUUCAACUUUCAUUCUUAAGUGGUGUUCCAGACAUCAUGAAUGAAUGCUUGAAAUACCAACAACCAGAUAAGAAAACUAUGGAAUAUGCAAUUGCUUCUCACAACAGUGAUUUCUUUACAUAUUUAAUGAACAAAUAUGGUAUUGAAGUAAAUUUAAAGUGCUUUGCUGAAUUUAAUAAUUUACAAGAUUUCUUUAUUUAUCUAGAUCAUACUAAUAAUAUUGAUAAGUUCUUUGUUUAUUCACCUGAUUUCCAUCUUAUUUCCCUUGUUGAAUAUCUACUUUCUCAUGGAGCAAAUAUCAACGCAAAGUUUGAAUUUACUGCUCUUCAUAAUGCAGUAAUAAAUGAACGAAAAGAUAUUGUAGAAUUUCUUGUAUCUAAUGGAGCGGAUAUCAAUGAAAGAAAAACACUUGGAGAGACAGCGCUUCAUUAUGCAGCAUAUGAAGAUUAUGCUGAUAUUGCCGAAUUUCUAAUCGCACAUGGAAUUGAUAUUCAAGCUGAAGAUAACAAUGGCUGCACAGCAAUGCAUAGAGCAGCAAAUCAUAAUAGUUUAAGAAUUAUCGAUGUUCUUGUUUCGCACGGCGCUGAUGCUAAUGCAAAAGAUGAAGAAAAUGAAACUCCCCUUCAUGCUGCUGCUUAUUCAAAUUACAUAUUGGCAGCAGAAAAGCUCUUUUCUUAUGGAGCUGAAAUCGAUGCAAAAGAUAAUGAAGGCUGCACUCCUCUUCACAGAGCAGUUUGGUUUAGUGACAAUGAUUUUGUUGAGAUGCUCAUUUCGCAUGGUGCGGAUAUUAAUGCUAAAGAUUACAUGGAUAGAACUCCUCUUCAUCAUGCAGCAAAUCAAAAUCGAAAGGAAGCUGCAAGAAUUCUUAUUAACCAUGGUUGUGAAAUUAAUUGCAAAGAUAAACGAAAUCAUACUCCUCUUGAUGUAGUAUCCAAGUUCGGCGGAAAGCGAAUGGCUGAUUUCCUAAUUUCACAGGGGGCUAAAGGUUCUAGUGAACAAUAA